AUGAAGGCCUCACUCCUCGCCCUCCUCGGCGGAGCUUCCGCUGCCCUCGCGCAGGUCCGCGGUUUCAACUAUGCUUCCCAGGGUCAAGACUACAACGGCUUCGCCAGCCAAUUCAAGACUGCUGCCGCCCUGGCUGGUGCCGACGACUUCACCAGUGCAAGACUGUACACCAUGAUUCAAGAUGGCACCACCGACACCGUCAUUGAUGCCAUCCAGGCUGCCAUUGACACCAAGACCACUCUGCUACUCGGCCUGUGGGCUUCCUCCCCCCAGGACACCUUCAACAACGAACUUACCGCUUUGAAAUCCGCCAUCCAACAGUAUGGUUCUGCUUUCGCUGAUCUUGUUGUGGGUAUUUCGGUCGGCAGCGAAGAUCUCUACCGAAUCUCGCCAAUCGGUAUCGCACAAGGCAGCGGUGUUGGUCAGACUCCGGAUGUUCUUGUAGACUACAUUGGUCAGGUUCGCGACAUCAUCAAGGGCACAGCCCUCGCCAGCAAGCCUGUCGGUCACGUCGACACCUGGAACGUGUUUACGAACAGCUCCAAUGCCGAGGUCAUCUCCAACUGCGAUUUCUUGGGUCUGGACGAGUACCCAUACUACCAAACGGCCGAUGAUAACCCGAUCGGCAAUGCUGGUGACCUUUUCUUCGAGGCCUACGACAAGGUUGCUAAUGUCGCCGGAGGCAGACCUAUUUGGGUCACCGAGUCUGGCUGGCCCACUUCUGGUCCGGUCUCUGGCGAGGCCGUCGCCAGCGUUGACAACGCCGAGACCUACUGGCAGGAUGUUGCAUGCGAGCUUGAACACCGGGGCAUCGAUUUCUGGUGGUACAUCCUUGCUGAUGCUGGCGCGACGCCAUCCUUCGGUGUGAGCAACAACGGUGUGCCGCUUUACAACCUGGCCUGCAAUGCCACCUCCGGCCAUACCUCCAACUCAACCUCCUCCACGUCCACGACUUCGUCCGCUGCUGCCAACUCAUCGUCAACUGCCACUGCCAGCGGCUCUCAGACUUCGAGCACGUUGAACGGCACAGCCACUUCCGCCAUCGGUGGAUCUGGUAGCUCCGGAACUGCUACGGCGGCCGGCUCCGCCAUCACAAGCACUGUGGUCGCGACCGCUUCUGCGGGUAGCACUGCCUCUGCCUCUGGCACCGGCUUCAGCUUUGCUACAGGUGGCUCCUCGGGUGGUUCAAGCGCCGGCGAGAGUGGCACCGCCACCUCAACUGGUGCAAAUGCCGUUUACACCGGUGCUGCGUCCAAGGUCGAAGGUUCGAUUGCCGGCCUUGUGAUUGUUGCUGGUGUGGCUGCCUUUGCUCUAUGA
Capronia coronata CBS 617.96 is the source of this 1317-nucleotide messenger RNA. RefSeq lists its product as uncharacterized. The transcript has a single exon. The coding region runs from base 1 to 1317 and encodes 438 amino acids. Lineage: Eukaryota; Fungi; Ascomycota; Eurotiomycetes; Chaetothyriales; Herpotrichiellaceae. Gene Ontology annotation, molecular function: 1,3-beta-glucanosyltransferase activity; glucan endo-1,3-beta-D-glucosidase activity. The record is from RefSeq and is a predicted model, not a curated record. Gene Ontology annotation, biological process: cell wall organization; carbohydrate metabolic process. Gene Ontology annotation, cellular component: cell surface; extracellular region; fungal-type cell wall.